AUGGCAGGCACGGACCAGAUGAACGAGAUGCUCUUCAUGGGCUUGAUCCUGCUGUGCGCCAUCGUGGUGUUUGCGGUGCUCUGGGCGCUCAUUCGCAAGUACUGCCCGGACAUGCCUUCCGACGAGAAGGCACCGUCCGGCGCUGUCCUCGAGGCACCAGCCGGCGUGGUCACUCAGGAGGCUUCCCAGCAGCACCAGCUGAAGAGGAUGGUGGGAGACGGCACGACGGUUACGCAGACCCAGUUAACCUCAGAGCCGAAGACGUUGGACCCGACGGCGGAGGCGAGUGCGGACAGACCUCACGGUGGCACGACGUCCGUCGAGCGAUCAGCGAAGCCCUCCAUGUCUCCCACACGUCGCCUGACCAACGCAGCACGCAAGGCUUCGGUAGCCGUGAGCCGCGCCGUCAAGAAGGAGACGGCCAACAUGCUGGAGGCCCUAUCGUCCGGUAGCGAAGCGGUUCACGCUAAAGCAGUCGCAGACGAGACGGAGGAUCUACCGUGCGACAACACUGAACCAAGAGCGGCGGACGCUGCGCCAGCGGACCGCCGACCUGCGCCAGAUGGCUCAUUGUCUCCCGGACGCCGCUUGGCGAACGCCGCGUGCAGGAUGUCGGUGGCCGCGGGCCCCGCCGUCAAGGAGCAUACGACGAACAUCCUGGAAGCCCCGUCCACCAAUACCGAGGUUGCCCAGGCUCCUCCGAAAGAAGACAGCCCGUGUGGCGCAGCCUCGGAGAUCACUGUGCAGGGAAGCAAAGCUCAGCCUCCGAAAUUGGUUUCACCUGUCAAAGAUGGCGGCAUCGCGGCAACCGACGCCAAGGCGCAAACGAAUGCGGCGGUUCCUGGGGAGCAAAUGCCGGCGAGAGCGGCGUCGUUAGCGGCGACUUCCACGGACAAACCGAAGGACGUGCAAAAGGUGAAGACAGUUGGGUCGGAAAAGCCACCGGAAGGCAAAGACGACGCCAAGCCGAGCCAGCCAUCGACUGUGGCCGGCGUCGCGUCUCCAAGCGACGGCCCAACCACGACGUCCGGCGUCAGCGGCAGAUUCGAGGAUAAAGCGAGCCCGGUAUCGCCGCCUGGCGGAGACACGUCCAACAGAAGGCACGCCAGUAGUGCGGACCACUCCCACGCCGACGACAGCGCGCUGCUGUCGCGCGAGCCCACGUCCAAGUCUGCGCAUGCGCAUCGCCAUCGCAGGAAGUCCAAGAAGAAAUCGCUAGCUGACGGCAGCACCACCGCCGGCGACGACGUCAUCGCGAAAUCGGACGUACACAGCGGUGUCGGCAAGUCGAGCACAAAAACGCCGGACGCCGCCGACCACAAAGCCAACGAACCAGAAUCUUCGACGCAACGGAAGUGA
This is a messenger RNA of Rhipicephalus sanguineus (brown dog tick), 1359 nucleotides long. RefSeq lists its product as uncharacterized. NCBI's taxonomy places the organism in Eukaryota, Metazoa, Arthropoda, Arachnida, Ixodida, Ixodidae. The record is from RefSeq and is a predicted model, not a curated record. The coding region runs from base 1 to 1359 and encodes 452 amino acids. The transcript is spliced from 5 exons.